AUGACAAGCAGUACAUUGGCACCAGUACCAACAGUUGCAACAACGAUGACAUCAUCUUCAGCAUCAUCCAUAUAUGACUGUAACUUUGAGCAGAACCUCUGUAACUGGUCCCAGUCUAUUUCAGACGAUUUUGAUUGGACACGUAACAAAGGUAGAACCUCAAGUUCUGACACAGGUCCUAUCACUGAUCACACUACUGGCACUGAUGCUGGGUUUUAUAUUUUCAUUGAGGUAUCUGCUCCACGCAAACCCAAUCAAAAAGCUCAGAUUGUCAGUGCCAACAUUGUUACUACUACAACAAAAUGUCUGAGAUUUUGGUACCACAUGUAUGGCUUAAAUAUCAAAACACUGAACGUAUAUCUAAAAAGCAGCGCAACACCAGGAAAACUUUUUUGGACUCAUAAAGGUUCCCUUAGCAACAAAUGGUAUCAAGCUCAGGUUGAUAUCCAGGGAAAUUCUACAUAUAAGAUCAUGUUUGUAGCUGUCGUUGGUCAUGGCGUGAGGGGAGACAUUGCUGUUGAUGAUAUAACUGUUCGCGAAGGAUCAUGUGCAGCUCCAUCUCAAAUUGUGCCAGUUAUUGGAAAGUAA
Messenger RNA from Mytilus californianus (California mussel), 588 nucleotides. RefSeq names its product MAM and LDL-receptor class A domain-containing protein 1-like. The transcript has 4 exons. Gene Ontology annotation, cellular component: membrane. The record is from RefSeq and is a predicted model, not a curated record. NCBI's taxonomy places the organism in Eukaryota, Metazoa, Mollusca, Bivalvia, Mytilida, Mytilidae. The coding region runs from base 1 to 588 and encodes 195 amino acids.